Linum trigynum is the source of this 2716-nucleotide messenger RNA. Lineage: Eukaryota; Viridiplantae; Streptophyta; Magnoliopsida; Malpighiales; Linaceae. The record is from the annotation of a GenBank genome assembly.
CUCAGCUUUUUCUCUCUCGUCGUCCAUGGCGAAGCAGCACAGUCGUAGCUUAGUAACAGCAGCAGUACUAGACUAGUACCCACCAUUGUCUCAAAAACUCUCUUCCUCUCUUUCUUUCCCAAUCAUUUCCCCGUUGAUUCCGAGAUCUCAACUCCCGCCGAUAACCUCUAAUUGAUUCCGCGUUGAUCGACCAACGAAUGGAUCUUGGGGAUGAGCAUCCGUUUCUUUCCUAAGUACGCGCCGUCGUAGACAGAACGAUCGUCUCCAUCAGUCUCUUUUCCCAGACGUACGUGCGAUUGCCGGCGGCGCAGAGCACAGAUAUCGAGACUAAUUCUUCAGGCAACAUUCACUAGCCGACGGAACACGAUCGAAUUAGCCGGUCCGUUUAGCUGGAACUUUCGCCGGUAACUUUCUCUCUCUAACUUUCUUUUUUAGGUUGAAGGGAAAUUUGGAAAGUUGUUAUCAAUCACGGAGAAAGAAGCUUUUUGUUUCCACUGAAAAGGAAAAAUCCCCCAAUCAACCAGUUGGAGGGGGGUUUUCUUGGAAACCGCCAUGGAAGCUUCUCUCGGAUCCAGCCACUCAUUAAACAUAGUUUAAUUAUUCUAAUCAACCUGUUUAAUCAAUCAUAUCAUAUCGACUUUAAUUAAUUAACCGUGUCCCAUCCCAAUGCUUCUUCUAAUUUACAUAUUUCCGCUUUCCAAUCGAUCUUUUUUCUUCAGAAAGGAAGAAGAAAGAGAGAAAUUAAAGAUGUCGUCGUCGCAGAGCUCGCCGUGCGCGGCGUGCAAGUUCCUGCGGCGGAAGUGCACGGCGGAGUGCGUGUUCGCCCCCUACUUCCCGCCGGACCAGCCGGCCAAGUUCGCGAGCGUCCACCGCGUCUUCGGGGCCAGCAACGUCGCCAAGCUGCUCAACGAGAUCCCCGCCGCCCAGCGCGACGACGCCGUCAAUUCCCUCGCCUACGAGGCAGAGGCCCGCCUCAACGACCCUGUCUACGGCUGCGUCGGCUUCAUCUCCCAGCUCCAGCACCGCCUCAAGCAGCUCCACUUGGAUCUCCACCUCGCCAGGCAGGAGCUCGCCAAGUACGUCGGCCCUCAGGCCUUGCUCGUCCCCUCCCCCAAUUUCGGCGUCCCACAUUAUCCCGGAAACCCCUCUUCUUCGACCCUCAUGAUUUCGCUGCAGCAGCGGCAGCAGAUAAACAGUUACCCGAAGAUGGGUAUUCCGACCGGGUCGGGUCUACCCGUUAUGAUCCGGGAAAAUAGUACCCAGCAACAGCAGCACCAACAACAAUUUCAUCACCGGCUUCAACUGCAGGAGGCGGCACAGCAGCAGGAAAUGUUGAGGGCUUAUAAUGAUCAACAGCAGCAGCAGCAGAGGCAGUUUCAGCAGCAGGAGGUAAUCAGGUUGAUGGAUGGUGGUGUUACAGCGACUGGGUUCAAUGAGAUUACUAGCAGCCCAUCAAUGGGUGUCUCGACGCCAUCAUCCUCAUCCCUAGCUCUAGGGGAGAUUGAUCAUGAUAGAGCGUACCAAGGGCAGCAGGUUCAAAGGCCCAUGGUGGAGCUUAAGCCACAGCUGUUUCUUCAACAGCAACAUCAUCUGCAGAAAGAGCAGCAGCAGGAGGGGAGCACAGGGCCGUCAGGUUGAUGAUGUUGAACUUUCAGAGACAGGGUUUGCUUUGUUUAGUCUGGCUGAGAUACUGUGAUAGAAGAGAGAUGUGCAUAGUUUCUGUUCUUGGUGAGCAUGACUCUCAGCUUUCUUUCUUUUUGUCUCUCAGCAUACACACACACACAGAAAUGUUAACAUUAAUGGAGGGGAGAUAGCUACUAGCUGGCAUUGGGUUGAUGGGUAAUUGAUACUUGGGUUGAGGGGUUAUUCAUGAAUGGAGGGUUGAGGGAAGUGGAAAGGCAGCAUUAACUCCAUACUGCAUAAAGGAAGGAGGAGUUGGUACAAGAGUUAUUGUUAUUUGUCUUUUCUACAGUGAUCAGGGAAUAUGCUUUUCCCCUCUUUCUUACACAAUCCAUCUCCUUCAGUCACUUUCAUGGAGGGUUUUUUUCUUCAUUUUCUGCUACCUUUCCAGUAGUACUAUUCCUAGGGAUCUAUCUAUCUCUAGUUCUCUACCUAAUAUACUUAGCCAUAUGCAAAAUUUGGCUACAAUCUCCAACAUUCUUGACAUUGCCAUAUUUGAGACCAAUUUUUACUUGCUGUAUGUCUAUGGGCUGUAAAGGCCGGAAGGGAAGGUCUAGAUCAGCUGUAGCUAGUUGGUGGUUAGGGUUUGUAGAUCUCUUGUUGUUUAAUGUUUUUGGCAUUGUAGCUUUGUUGGGAUGGGCACAUUUAAUGAGAGGAUGCAAUAUAAUUUGUGGGUUGUUGUGGUAUAUUAUUCAAUUAAGAAGCCCAUGAUCUUGACUGUUCAUGGAGAGGGGAAAAAGGGCAGGAUCUUGACUGAUUUAAGAGGGUGUUGGACUUUGCAUAUGAUUCAUCUCUACCUAAUGAAUUUAUAUAUGCCCUGUUAAACUUUACUGCUGCUGCUGCUGUUGUUUCUUUUCUAUUUUUCUCGUCGUUUGGUUGGUUACUCUUUUCUUGCAGUGGAAAAGCAUGCAGUAAGAGACAGUUGACCUAGAGCUGGCUACAGUUUGAGAGAGAUGAGAACUUGUGCAGACUUUCCCAUCGAAGAUAACCUUUCCACAAAUUUCUUGUAUGAUAGGAUUAAAUAUACUGCAUUCGA